GGAAAUGUGUAUCUCCUUUACAUAUAGAAGGGAAAUAAAAAGUUUGAAGAACAAGCCAUGCUCACUCGUUUAUGCAUUCAUUGGCUGUGAGUGUUUUCAUAUCCUAAAAGCUGAGCCCAGCCGUUGUGACAGACCGGGUAUUACUAUCUGCCUUUUCUUCUCAGACCCUCUGCUUCAGGGGAUCAAGGAGGGAGUAGUUGGCAUAGGGAUUGGCAUAGGAACGAUACUUCUCCACUGAGAGCUUUUGUAUGUUGUUUUUCAGAAUAUGUGAAUGCAUAACUAAGCAAAAAAAUUUUCUUUUAAAUUUUAACCCACCACCCACUGGAACUAGUCUUUUAGAUAUUGCCGAUCUGAGCCGUCUGCUGAUCUCCGCCUCGUGGUCUGCUUGGUUUAUUAGGAAUCUUCAAAAAUCCAUCUCGACUCUUUGGCGGCAGGAGCCCAUGAUGCUGCCCAAGCCUGGGAUCUAUUACUUCCCCUGGGAGGUCAGUGCUGGCCAAGUUCCUGACGGGGGCACACUGAGAACUUUCGGCAGGUUGUGCCUCUAUGACAUGACCCGGUCCCGAGUCACCCUGAUGGCUCAGCAUGGAUCUGACCAGCACCAGGUCCUUGUCUGCACCAAGCUGGUGGAGCCGUUCCAAGCCCAGGUGGGCUCCCUGUACCUUGUCAUCGGGGAGCUUGGGCACCAGCAGGACGGCGGUUCCGUGGUGAAGGCCCGGGUGCUGACCUGCGUGGAAGGAACGAAUCUUCCCUUGUUAGAACAAGCCAUCCAAGAGCAGAGGGCGUACCAGCGUGAGAGGGACAGCCGCCACUAGGACACGGCGGCUCCUGGGGACCCCCACCCAACCUACUGGCGCCACGCCUACUGGAGACCUGGGAGCUGCUGCAGAGAAGACUCGGGGACCAGGGGCUUCCUCUGAGUGACAGCGGUUUCUGGAGCCCGAGAGAAGAGGGGAGGGGUUGUCCAAGAAACGGGAGCAUAGAGAGCAGGCGCCAAAGCCUGACACCCCCCACCCCCACCCCCACCCCAGGAGACCGCAGGAAGCCGAGCUCUGGGGUGCUGGCGGCUGUGCCUCCUGUCGGGUAAUGGAGAGUUCCAGAAGGUCCUGGUGAAUAAAGCCCCAGUGGCAAGA
This is a messenger RNA of Pteropus alecto (black flying fox), 1130 nucleotides long. RefSeq names its product TEN1, CST complex subunit (gene TEN1). Gene Ontology annotation, molecular function: telomerase inhibitor activity; single-stranded DNA binding; telomeric repeat DNA binding. Gene Ontology annotation, biological process: negative regulation of telomere maintenance via telomerase. Bases 249 to 812 code for a protein of 187 amino acids. Gene Ontology annotation, cellular component: CST complex. Lineage: Eukaryota; Metazoa; Chordata; Mammalia; Chiroptera; Pteropodidae. The transcript is spliced from 3 exons. The record is from RefSeq and is a predicted model, not a curated record.